AUGUCGCCGGCGCCCGUUGCCACGCGCAAAACCGUCCAUGUGGGCUCUCUUGCUCGCGUCCCGUCGCGUUCCGAGUCGCCAGAUCCGAUCUCUCUCCCCGGCGUGACCGACUUCAGGCUUUCCCAACAUGAUUUCCUCACCGACGAUCAGCAACUUGUGUCCAUGGCCGAGGACGACACCGAGUCCAACAGCACCUCCUUCACCCAGACUUCUGAUGACCCAGCCUCAUCUGGCGACGAGUCUUGGUCUCCUCGGUCCAAAGGACGGUUCUCCGCCAAGCUCUCCAAGUCUCCUCUCAGCCCCAGCACCAAGAAUUCGGUCAACGUGACGAACGUCAGCCCUACUGCAGAGAGACAGCUUCCAAGAGAUCGCGACAUCUACGACAUUCCAAGCGACACCGACAACGAAUCCUCGAAAAGGUCCCAGCCCGUCCUGGCCAGAUCGUUGAGCCUUGACAAGUUGAAAAAGCCCAAGGUCACCAAAAAGCAGCGGAAGAGUACCAAGAAGCAUGCCAAGAGACGCGUCAGAAAGCGCGCCGAGGGGCACACGUUGCCAGCCGUACAGCGCCUCGACGCAUCCGUUCCUCACAUCGCGGCAUCGAGCGAGCAGAGCUUCAAGGACAGUGUGUACGAAGGGCGCUCUGAUAAGGCCACAAGGGAGCUCAAAGAGCAGCAGAGCAUGCGGAUUGAAAGAUUCGUUCACAGCUGGAUGAGCUUCAACGAGGCGGUGACGACCGAGAUGACGAAAGAGAAAGCGGCGGAGAGGUCUAGGGAGGUGUUCGAGGGAGAGCCUAUGCUUUGGCUUUGA
Molecule: messenger RNA, 807 nt
Organism: Colletotrichum karsti
Lineage: Eukaryota; Fungi; Ascomycota; Sordariomycetes; Glomerellales; Glomerellaceae
Exons: 1
Coding region: 1-807 (268 amino acids)
Source: RefSeq, a predicted model, not a curated record